AGAGAGAGAGAGAGAGAGAGAGAGAGAGAGAGUGAGAGAGGAGAGAGAUAGCCAUGUUAAAACUCACAAGAACUUUCUCCAGUCUCCGCUACUCUCUCCUCCUCGUACUAAUUGCAUCAGCCAUGUUUACGAUUCUGCAUUCGAAGUACCUCCAUCUCGGCCCAGUCUCCUUGACCAGCGCCUUCGUGCUUACCGUGGCAGAACCCACCGUACAGGAUGAAAACACUUCCACCCGACCCUCUCCCAGCUUCGAAAUCCACAAAGAAAGCAAAGUGGAUGAACAACUGCUUCAUAACAACACGAACGCUUCUUCCACUGAAGUUAACUUCGGGACAUUGGUGGCACAAAGGUUCAAAGAGAGACGAGAACAUCUUGAAGAACAAUGUUCAGCUCUGAGGGAAAACUUGCCAAUCCAAGUUCGAAGUCUUUUCAUGAACGCUCUCUUCUUCGUGAAAAAAUAUAAUUUCUUCACCUGCAUCACACCGAAGGUCGGCUCCUCCACCUGGAAAGUGCAUCUGCUGAGAAUGAAGGGGUUUUCUUCAAAGAUACGGGACCCUCAUGACUUCAAUCAACACAUUGCGCUUAAAUUCAGAAAAGAAAAGCCGGAGAAAUUGUUACGGUCCAAAAUGAUAACGAAAGUCAUCACAGUCCGGCACCCGAUUUCUCGCCUCCUGUCCGCCUACCGUAACAAGCUCGGAGGAGGCGAAAUUAUCACGCCCAAUCCCGUUAUGUUCCGCUUCGUCCGCUCCGUCCUGAAGCACUUCGGCGCGCGCGUGGCCCGAGGCAAACCGGUCUCCGUUUCCUUCCUCAGCUUCAUGAAGUUCGUUGUCUUCCAGGUGGACAGCGGGAAAAAGGGUCAACGAGCACUGGCGGCCUUACUCCUGGAACUGCCAGCCGUGCGGCGCGUCCUACGACUACAUCGUCAAAAUGGAGACCUUCGACGACGACCUCCGCUCCAUCGCCAACGCCACGGGCAUCAGGGAGUUGAGUGCGAACAUCCGGCAGAACCCGUCCGUCCGCGAAAGGAGCCGGAGGGAUUUCGAGCAAUACUUCCGCGAUUUCCCCGACCACCAUGCUGA
This is a messenger RNA of Penaeus monodon (black tiger shrimp), 1079 nucleotides long. RefSeq lists its product as uncharacterized. The record is from RefSeq and is a predicted model, not a curated record. Gene Ontology annotation, cellular component: membrane. Bases 54 to 1079 code for a protein of 341 amino acids. Lineage: Eukaryota; Metazoa; Arthropoda; Malacostraca; Decapoda; Penaeidae. Gene Ontology annotation, molecular function: sulfotransferase activity. The transcript is spliced from 5 exons. Gene Ontology annotation, biological process: carbohydrate biosynthetic process.